AGUUGUUAAUGCGCAUACGCAGUAUGCACUCAUAGAAUUAUGGGUAAUUUAUUGCAAACUUAUUGGUCAUAUGGUUUUAAAAUUAUCAUAUUUAUAAAUUUUUAUGAGAAUGAGCACUAAACUAACAAAGUAAAACAAAAAUUUGUCAUUAAUGAUCUUGUCAACUAUAUAUAAUUAAAUAAAAUUUUCAGUUUUAUAAAUGAAUUUUCACAUUUAUUACAAAUAAAAAAGUUUGAUUAAUAAUGUUUAAUGAUAAAAAUAUCUUUAAGUUUCGUUUCUAUAUCAAAUAGUCUUAGCGAAAAAAAGAGAGCAAAAGAUGAAUGAGAAAAUAAGACAAAGACAACUUGAACACGUGGGUCGAGCUAACCUAUUUUAGAGUAUGGUCGAAGGAAAAAACGUGUGAAAAGUUUUAAUAUUAUUUAAAAAUGGGAAAACAAAAGAGAGAGAGAAGGAAACCUCAUAAGGAAAAUCCUACGGGACUCCCAUCUGUUAAAGACUUUCUGAAAACAGAAACUGAGAAUGUUGCAAACGAAGAUCGAGAAAUUGCUUUACAGCGAGUAUACGAAGAAAUACAAUCCGCUAACGUUGAAGAAAAAUUAUCGGGGUUGCAAACAUUGGAAUCAAUGUCCUGUGAUUCAGGACUUGCCACGCAAAUUGCACAAGAUGGAAUUGCUAAAAUGAUAGGACCAUUACUUGUUGAUGGUAAUGUACUUGUAAGAGCAGGGAGUGCCAGUGCUUUAAGGCACAUUGCAGAUAAUGGAAUUGUAGAAGCACAUGAGAGUUUAAUGAAGGAUGACAUCAUGACCCCACUCUGUUGUUUAUUAAAACAAUAUUAUACGGACUGGCAACCAACAUUAAAUGAAAGUGAAAAAAGCAAAGUAAAUGAUGAGAAAGAAGCUUUUGUCCAAGCAAUCACAUUGUUAUGGACAUUGUGCGAAAAUAAUGAAUGUGCAAUAAAAUAUUCCAACGAAGAGGAUCUUGUAUCUAUUUUAACAAAAUUCUUUGACAUUACCAUUUAUGGUAUGGAAAUUGUUACAGUUAUUGUACAAUGUUUAUUAUCUUUGUCAGAAGACAAUUCUGCUGCUAUUAAAAAACUUAAAGAUCAUGAAAGUACACUUAUACAAUUAUUAAAUUUGGAGUCAAACAGUGCCAAUAACUCUGAAGUAACAUGCCUUAAAACUGCUGUAUCUGCAUUGUUAAUUAAUAUAUCUAACUGCAUGGAUAACAGUCUUACAAGUACUAGCUCCAGUACAAUAAUUUGUAAAGCGAUAACUGUCCUCUCUGAAACACUUUCCAUUGAUUGCAAACAAAUUUUAUGUGAGUUGACGUCCAUUUUACCUCAUGAAAAAAAAGCUUUCUCAAUUAAACACAAGAAGAAAGUACAGGGAAGUAGAAAGCUAAUUGGAGCUCAACAACAAGCAUUGGAAAUUUUAACUAACUUAUGUUCAGAAGAUCAAGAAAAUGAAAAUGACUCGGAUUUGGAAGAUUCAGACCUUGAGAGUGAUGGUAUAAAUGAUGUUUGCAUGGAUGAUAAAUUAUGUAAACUAAACUUAUCUCUACCUCUAGAAAUAAUUGAAGUUUUUAAUAGUUGUGACAUAAUUAAAAAGGUAUGGGACAAGACUAUGGCUGUGGAAAAAGAUACAGUAGAAAUAUUGGAACAGAAUGUUGAGGGAAGAGCUGUAUUGCAUCAAAUGCACACUCUAAUAUGUAGAGCAUAUCUAUGUUUAAAUAAUUUAGUAUCAUAUUUAGAAAUUGAUGCGUUUGGUGGUUUGGAAAAUAUAUAUAGGAUGUGGCUCAACAUUGGAACUGUUGUCUUCAAAGAUGCAAAGCCUAAUGAUACUGAGUUAUUAGAAUCUGCUACCGCAGCUAUGAGGGCAAUUCUUCAACGAUUAUCCGAAGUUAAACCAAAUAUUUUUAACCAAUUAACAUUAGUUGAUUUGCAGCCAAUGUUAAACGGAGAACGGCAAUGUACUAAUGCAAAUAUUCGCGCAAAUCUCAUACGUAUAUUAGGAAACAUUGCUUUAAUUUUAAGAAGUAAUAAUACUCCUGAAGCCAAUGAAUUAGUCAAAGAAGUCACAGUGUCCUUAUUAAGCAGUUGCAUGAUGGAAUCCAAAGCCUGGGUUAUUGCAGAAUCUCUAGAUGCAGUAAUGGAUAUAUAUGCAGAAGAUGACAGCGAUCAGUUAGCGAAUGAAAUCAAACUAGUGGAGAAAUUACGUGAAUUAGUACCAAUUUUUAAAAAUAAGGUACGAGAACAAAAAAAGACUUUGGGAGACAAUGUCGCGAUCGUGUCUACAGUCAAUGCGAAUAUCGUAAGAUUUAUAAAAUAUAAAGUGAAAAGGAUGAGUAUUGUGUAAAAAAAACUAACAACGUUAACUGGAACUUAUUUUACUCCGUGUUUUUAUAUGACUAUUAAUAUUCUCUCAAGAAGUAUACUAUUGCUAUACUACUGAUAUUUACAUUAUAUUUAUUUCUAAUAGAUAUAUUAACAUGUUCGCUACUAACGUCAUAUAUUUAUGACGGAUAUAAUCCCAUACUGUAUACAAAGAAACAGAAAUAAAUCUUACAGAUAUUAUUUAAAGUUAUAAGAUUCUGUUUUAUAUUUAGGAACUCAUUGAUUUGUUUUAAUUUAAUUGUUUCAAUACUUUGUUUAGAAGACUUGUUGGCUCGAAUAAAAUAUUACAAUUGUGAGGAUCAUGUACCGAAACAAACGCUGGUAGCGAAGCUGUUAAUAUAUUCAUUUGAUUUGAUGAAUAUCUAUACAAUAAAUUUUGUAAAUAUUACAAUU
Molecule: messenger RNA, 2785 nt
Organism: Nomia melanderi (Alkali bee)
Lineage: Eukaryota; Metazoa; Arthropoda; Insecta; Hymenoptera; Halictidae
Product: HEAT repeat-containing protein 3
Biological process (GO): ribosomal large subunit biogenesis; protein import into nucleus
Source: RefSeq, a predicted model, not a curated record